Messenger RNA from Selaginella moellendorffii, 999 nucleotides. RefSeq names its product pentatricopeptide repeat-containing protein At2g13600. Bases 1 to 999 code for a protein of 332 amino acids. The record is from RefSeq and is a predicted model, not a curated record. Gene Ontology annotation, biological process: RNA modification. Gene Ontology annotation, molecular function: protein binding; RNA binding. The transcript is spliced from 4 exons. NCBI's taxonomy places the organism in Eukaryota, Viridiplantae, Streptophyta, Lycopodiopsida, Selaginellales, Selaginellaceae.
AUGGUGUUUUCGAGCAUGGAGGUACGAGAUGUUGUCUCCUGGAACUCUUUCCUCUCUGCAUAUGCCCGUAAUGGGUAUUCCAUUCGAGUUUUGGGAUUGUUUGAGGAGAUGGAUGUGAAGCCGGACAAGGUGACUUACCUUGCGGUUCUAGACGCAUGCGCCACAAUGGCUGCUUUGCAACGAGGAAAAGAGAUCCACCAUCGCAUAGCUGUGGAGGACGAGCAGCUUCUCUCGGACACGAUGCUUGGGAACUCGCUGCUCAACAUGUAUGGCAAAUGCCAAAGCGUGGACGACGCAGCUAAACUUUUUGAGUCGAUCCAUGGUCGCAGGAGCGUUGUCACUUGGACAGGGAUGAUAUCGAUCUACGCUCAAAACAGCCAUGGCUGGGACGCUUUGAGAUUAAAAGGGCCGAGAAUUGCACGCUCGGAUCGUCCAAGCUGGGCUCUCGAGCAGCGUGAUCCUGGGGACAGUGUGAUGAACAUGUAUACGAAGUGUGGGAGCUUGGAGGAUGCUAGAAGCUUAAGGCCGGACGAGAUCACUUAUCUCAACGUUGUAACCUCGUUGGAAACUCCAAACACUCCACUCCUUGAUCGCGUCUUUGCGAGGAUUGUCUCCAAUGGUUUAGAAUCCAAUCCCUUCGUGGGUCAUGCUCUCGUGAGCUUGCAUUGUCGGAGUGGAAACUUGGAGCAAGCCAGGAAGAUUUUCGAUCUAGUGGAGAGACGACGAGUGGUUGCAUGGACGGCCAUGCUCGUAUGCCAUAACGGGCAUGGCAGUGAAACCGUGGAGCUCUUGCUAGAGUUGAGCUUGGAAGGGAUAGAACCCGACCACAUAACUUUGUUGGGAGUGAUUUUUGGUUGUGGCAAUGCUGGGCUCUUGGAAGAUGGGCUCGAGUACCUGACGAGGAUAUGUGAUGACUAUGGAUUGAUCCCACAAAUGAAUCACUAUGGCUGCAUGGUUGAUCUACUUGGAAAGGCUGGGUGGCUUUCUCUCCUGGACUGA